CGGUGGCGGCGGAUUUGACUUGGUGAAGAAAGGAAUCGCUCUGAGUGAAGAGCAGUCUGGCAAUCGAGUUAACUGCAAAUGGAUUCAGCAGCUGGAGAAUUAAAGCAGGCUCUACCAUCAUUUGAAUCAAUGCAAAUACAUGUGGAAGUCUGUGUUAAACAGAACAGUACUGUGAAGCAUGAAGAUGUGCGUUUGAGUGUACUGCAGUUACUAAGUAGGCAUCAAGUCGUGUUUGGAGAUUACGUAUGGAUGCAAUUUGAUGAUGAAUUUCUGGCAAGGAAUGUAAAUUCUGUGAGCAUUGUGGACACAGACCUUACAGUUAAGGAAAAACAGCCUAUUGACCUGACAAAAUCCAAUCUUUCAAUUUAUAUAUUCCAUCUGAAUGAAGAAGGUCCAUCUGCUGAGGUUCUGGAAGGGGAAGAGGAGAAUAUGCCUGCAUCAAAUAACUGGCUCUUACCUGCUGGUGAAUUUCAUGGACUCUGGGAGAGUUUGGUAUAUGAUAGUGAAGUUAAAUCACAAUUACUUGACUACGUCUCAACCACCUUGCUGUUUUCUGACAGAAAUGUUGACAGCAAUCUGAUUACAUGGAAUCGAGUGGUGCUGCUCCAUGGUCCUCCAGGAACUGGGAAAACGUCUUUAUGUAAGGCACUGGCUCAAAAGCUCACUAUUCGAUUUUCUCACCGGUACCGGUAUGGACAACUAAUUGAAAUCAACAGCCACAGUCUCUUCUCCAAAUGGUUUUCAGAGAGUGGAAAACUUGUUUCAAAGAUGUUUCAAACUAUUCGGGACUUAAUAAUGGAUGCAGAAUCCCUUGUAUUUGUUUUAAUUGAUGAGGUUGAAAGUUUGACAGCUGCCAGGAAUAUUUCAAAGGCUGGCACAGAGCCAUCUGAUGCCAUUCGAGUAGUUAAUGCUGUAUUGACACAAAUAGACCAGAUCAAAAGAUUUCCUAAUGUGGUAAUUCUAACAACAUCAAAUAUCACAGAAAAAAUAGAUUUGGCUUUUGUGGACCGAGCAGAUAUCAAGCAAUACAUUGGGCCACCAUCUGCUGCUGCCAUCUUUAAAAUUUACCUUGGUUGUCUAGAAGAAUUGAUGAAGCGUCAAAUCAUCUAUCCCAGACAGCAACUGCUGACGCUGAGAGAAUUGCAGAUGAUCAGUUUCUUGGAAAAUGAUGUAUCAAGGUUGAGUUUGGCACUCAGGAAUAUUGCAGCGAAAAGUGAAGGACUUAGCGGACGAGUUUUGCGAAAGCUACCAUUUCUAGCUCAUGCGCUGUUCAUUCGGUCAUCAUCUGUAACAGUGGAGAAGUUCCUAGAAGCUCUAUCCAUGGUGGUGGACAGACAAUUUGAAGAAAAGAAAAAACUAAAUAAUAUUAACGGCAAGAUUUAGUGCUGCUCUUGACAAGAUAGUUGUGUGGCAUAAAAACCUAUCUUUAAGUAUUGAUAAUAUUGCCUUCAAUAUGCACCAUUUUAUUUUUUAUUACAGUAGAGGUAACUGAUAUGUAUGUUGUUUCUUUCCAUGUUAGUAAACAAUGUUUCUGUGAAAUUACAUGUUCUAAUCUUUCAAUCUCAUAGCCCAAAACCCAGAGAUAUCCCUUUAAUCAUUGUUUCACCUGCCCCUCCUGCUAAACCUACAUGGAAUCUACAAUGCAUAAACAGGCCAUUUGGCCACGGUAAUGUAUUGCAUUGGUGCUUGUCCUCUGUACGAGCUUGCCCAAUCCAGCAACUAUCAGAUUUCAUUUUAUCACUUUCUGCUUAAAGUACUUAUUUACAUUAAUUCAGGAAUGAUAUAUAGAAACUAUUACCUAAAAUAUAAAGUAACAGAAUUUCUUGAUUAUGACUACUCAGGCCACAUUGAUAUUUGGAAAAGGAUUUUUUUAAAUAAGCGCUACGGUAUUUUCAGGUAAUGGCAGUGCAAGAUGUAUUUACACACAUUAACUCUCCUACUUUUGGAAAAAUUCUUGUGGUUUUUAGAAUAGUUUUUUUCUCUAUUAAUUACCUUCUUCAAGCAUUAGCCAUUGACAGCUAUUAGUUGAUAAUAGAUUUACUCAUAUGGUAGGACCAUGGCAUGCAGUUAUCUCAAAUUAUUUGCCAGUCACAUUUCAGUAUGUAUGAUUGCAUGUCUCACCUACCUAGGAAAUUAAUCUUAAGAUUAUAUACUUAUUUCUGAGAAGUGCUGCAGCAUAAUGAAUUUAUGUAGAAACAAAUUAAUCACACUAAUUUAUGCUGAUGGUAUUUAUGGUGAUAUUUGUGCUCUGCAUGAGUUUUUUUUUGCAACGCAUCAGUUUAUCCCAUUUUUUUAAAGACAGUGCCAUCCUGUUAAGUGUCUACUGUACCCAUCACAGCAGCUCAUUGUCACGUUAAGUUCCACAUUUCAGUCUUUUUCUGAGUAAAGACAUUUCUUUUGCAUUUCCUAUUGACAUUUCUGAGAUUGCUCUUCUGGCCUCCAAAAGAUUGGCUGCCCCAUUUUCCCCAUUAGCAAAAAGAUUCUUUAAUGUUAAAUUGUAGGGAUGUGCUAACAUUAUUAACAGCACGUAAUUGUUGAGCUGUGCACAAAAUUUCCCCUACAUUCAAAGCAAAGGAAAUCCCAAGUGAUUUCUGUAGUUGAACUUAAUGACUUUUUUCAAGAAUUUGAGCACCUUGGAUCAAGAGGCAGAUUCCAUUCCUUUUAUAUUUGAGUAGUUAUCUCAUUACCAUAACACUUAAAAUAGAAACAUUGACGCUUGGAGUGUUAGGAGAUAUUUUUUAAUUAUAUCAAUAACUCUGUGUUCAUUCGCUUGUGCUGUGCAAAAUUUGAAUUUUGCAUAUGAUUAAGAUUCUGUUCUGUAGUUUUGAACUUGGGAAUAUGUUUGAGGGAAAACUAAUGUAACAAUGUAACUUUUAUAACAAAGUUAAGGUGAAUUUUCUGUAUGUUUUACCAUACUGACUGGAUUUAAGUAUUUGUGGUGUAAUAGUUGAAGUCUUAAGAACUAAAAACAAAAGACUCCAACAAAUUCUUCAUGUAAUUUAAUUGUUGGUUUUGGUAACUGGGGCAUUGAUUUUAAGAAGGGAUUUCCCAGUUAUUUGGUUAAACAAAUGUUCAUUGUAUCUUAUUAUGUACAUUGUUACUUUGUAAAAUACAAUGCAGUAAUCACUCUUAAUUAGUCAAUAGAUAAUCUUGAGGAUAAGCAUUAGAAUUAUCCCAAGCCUUGUGUACAUCUCAUAGUUAAUCUUUAAAUUGUUGCCAAAAAUAUUGAUAUGUUACUUGAAUAUUGUACUAAGUAAAUUAAUUAUUGAUACACGUUAUACUGUCUAAUCAUAUUGCUGCACCAUGAUUAGAAAUGUAAUUAAAGAUGAUAAAGUGAAACUACAUAAAACUGUAUUUAUCUACGCAGUAUUAUGUUGGAGAACCAGACCAGCAUUCAAAAAACAAAUUAGAAAUUUAAUUUUACUUUCCACAACUGAAUAUUUUGUGUUUGUGAAAUUUGAUUUUUCACAAGCUAUAUGGUGUGUAAAGAAAGUAAUGCUUGUUUAACAAGUUAACUUUAAUUUUUUAUGUGCAAUGUUAAGGAAAUUAACUUCCAUCUGUUGUCUUAUUCCAUUAAAACACUUGUUUUCAAAAUGUUCCGCAGUAUUUUUUCACAGAACAUUAGUAGGUGUUGAAAUGAUUGUUCUUGGCAUGUUUCUGAUUGUAUGUUUUGUAUUUGACUGUUUUCUAAUAUUUUUGAUAAAUUAAGAAUGUUAAUAAAAAAAAG
Messenger RNA from Hypanus sabinus (Atlantic stingray), 3727 nucleotides. It is a transcript of the gene trip13, whose product is annotated as thyroid hormone receptor interactor 13. Gene Ontology annotation, molecular function: ATP binding; ATP hydrolysis activity. Bases 79 to 1383 code for a protein of 434 amino acids. NCBI's taxonomy places the organism in Eukaryota, Metazoa, Chordata, Chondrichthyes, Myliobatiformes, Dasyatidae. Gene Ontology annotation, biological process: reciprocal meiotic recombination; meiotic recombination checkpoint signaling. Gene Ontology annotation, cellular component: chromosome; nucleus. The transcript is spliced from 14 exons. The record is from RefSeq and is a predicted model, not a curated record.